Molecule: messenger RNA, 1525 nt
Organism: Effrenium voratum
Lineage: Eukaryota; Dinophyceae; Suessiales; Symbiodiniaceae
Source: the annotation of a GenBank genome assembly
GCACUUUCGCUUUGCGCUGCAAUUUGCAUCUUGGAUUUGAUGUGCCUGCAUGCCAGGCACAGAUGAACUUUUCCUCCUACAUAGUGUUGAGCACCCUAGUAGUCUUCGGUGUGGUGGCCCAUGCGUUUGUUGUUCAUGAGCAAUUCUACCCAGCGGUCAUCUACUUGUCCACGGACAAGAUAUGCCUGGCUGUAAUGUACAAUUUUGUGUUUGCGUUGUUCUUGUUGUUCGGCAAAGUCCUUCUACGAGUCUUCAUCGGAACUCUGCGAGACGUGGAGGUGGAGCAAUUGGUUGAUUCUGGACGGGGCUUCUUAGCAGACACCAUACUUUUCUUGGUCUUCUAUGCACCCACAAUUGAUAAUCGUGAGGUUGGCACCGUCUUUCUUAUCCAGUACAUAUGCUGCGUCAUAUUCAUGAAGGUUUUCCACCUGACCACACAAAUCCGGGUCUCUCAUAUGUUCGAGGUUGGCGUCGCCAGGCUGAUCGUGAACAUCAAGCUGGUUGCUUUGAUGGCUUUGCUGCUGGGAUGUGACAUGCUGGCGCUGAAUUACUUCUAUAGCGUGGCGUCUGGAAAAUCAACUUUCUUCACCUGGAUCUUGUUCGAGGCCUUGACAAUGUCAACAGUGGUGAUAUUGUCAAUGUGCAAAUACUCCAUCCACAUGAUCGACUUGAGGCUGGAGAAUGGAUGGCCAGCUAAGUCUGUCUGCCUUUUCUAUGUUGACUUGAUACACGACGUCGUUUCCAUGACUCUUUUCCUGAUCUUCAUGCUGACCUUCUUCGUUCAGAACCCUUCCCGGCUUCCCAUCUACAUGAUGGCAGAUGUCAUACAGGUUGCUCGUAAGCUGGCGCAGCGCUUGCGCAGUUUCCGGAGAUACAGAUGCAUCUCCAUGAAUAUGGAGUUGCGCUUUCCAGAUGCCACAGAUGCUGAGAUUGAAGAGAACGAGCAUUGCGUUAUUUGUCGUGACUCAUUGUUUGAUGGCUCCAAGCCCAAAAAGCUAUCCUGCAAUCACAUUUUCCACAUAGACUGCUUGAAAUCCUGGCUUGUCAUGCAGCAGGUGUGCCCAACCUGUCGAGCAGAGAUCCCGGCAGAGGGUCCAUCGGCUCAGGACACUGGCUUGGCAGCAGCAGCUGCAGCUGCCGCGGCAGCAGUGCAAGCCCCAGCAAGCCAGCCUUCUGCACCAGCUCAGAGUGUUGCGUCUGACUCCACCGAGCAGGCGCCAGCUCCACAUGCCGCCAGUGCCACUUCAAGCACAGUCAGAGCCAAUGGACAGGUGACAGAAGCCACACCCGAAGUGCCCUGCUCUUCAAGCUCUGGCACACACCAGCCAUUUGCAGUUCCUCCGGCUGUCAAUGGCGCUGCGCACCUUCCUCCCUUGGAGGAGGUCCUUGAUGCGCUGAGACGCGCAGAGGAGGUUGCUGCCUACUUGAGGGGGCAACAGGAGUUCUGGAUCGAGCAGGUGCAGCAGAUCCAGGCUGGCGUCAUUUUCCAGCUUCAUUUGCUCACGCGCAUGAACAAGCUGCCCCA